Messenger RNA from Podospora pseudocomata, 4495 nucleotides. RefSeq lists its product as uncharacterized. The coding region runs from base 254 to 4495 and encodes 1413 amino acids. Lineage: Eukaryota; Fungi; Ascomycota; Sordariomycetes; Sordariales; Podosporaceae. The record is from RefSeq and is a predicted model, not a curated record. The transcript is spliced from 4 exons. Gene Ontology annotation, molecular function: protein binding; ATP hydrolysis activity.
CUUUGAGCUUGCGCCUCCACGCAAUUGAGAGAAUCAACAACUCAACUGCUCGCACCAGGCAUUUGACCUUUGUCCACCAGAAGCGAUCGGUAUCAAACACUCUUCACCUACCGCCGUCGAACAAGAAAGGCCGGAAGUAGCCUCCACUUGGGAGCAACCGCGCCAACGUUUGUCGAGCCACAGCAUCAGCGGUGCGGGGAACUUCUACGAUUCUCGGGAUUGACCGUGCAAACCCCGCUGCCAGUACCUAGCCAUGCCUUCUGUCAAUCUCAGCCAGGCCAUGCAUUUGAUCGGAUGGACCACUGCUCUUAGUCUCUUAGCUGGUGCGAUUGUCUUUGGCCUGUGGUUCUAUCCCACGUUCACGCGUUCCAAGCCCGCACCGUCGUCUCAGACCAGGGACAGCUCAGGCCCCGCACGAUCCACGCGACAAGACGUCCGCCUCUGUCAAGUUAACCCUGACAAGAGCGAGACAGACACCGACAUCGACAUCAUUGCCAUUCAUGGCCUCGACACAAAGUCGCCGGACACGUGGACAUGGGCAGACCCCAACGAUCCCAACAAUACCGUUAACUGGCUGGCCGACCCGCGAAUGCUCCCGAGUCAAGUGGAAGCAGCUCGCAUCUUCACAUGCGACUGGCCUGCCGAUCUGCUUCAGCCGUCAGACUUGGUCCAGAAGACGGACGACGAGAUCGCUUUGCUCCUAUUCGAAGGAAUCAAGAGAGAUCUCUUGAGAACGCAUGAUAAAAAGAAAGUAGACCGGCCGAUUCUCUUCAUCGCUUCCUGCCUUGGGGGAAUCAUCUUGGCAAAGGCUAUUGUGGGCGCCGAUUAUAAAUUCAGCAGCUAUUAUACUCUACGGACAGCAACACGUGGGAUUAUCUUCCUCGCCACCCCCUUUGGAGGGACUUCGUUCGAAGACGUAGCUAUCUGGGCAGAUCCAGGUCUGACCAUAUGGGCUGUGAUCCGUCGCCGAGAAGUGAGUAACCUGCUCGGCUGGGUGAAGGGAUCGACCUCCGCUCUUGAGGCACUAGUUCGGAAGUUCACGCGGCUAUGUCAAGAUAAUCACAACCCCUACCAUGUGUUCUGCUUUUACGAACUUGGAAUGACGAAUCUCUGGCGCAAGGUAUUUCCUAGGCUGCCGGCCUCAUUCCCUGGAUGGAAGCAGCUGGUCGACAUGAGGUCAGCAACCCUUCAAAUCGUCUCUGAACCACUGCCGCUCGAUCGAACCCACGGCCUGAUGAACAAAUUCGGCAGCCCCGACUGUCAGGAUUAUAAGAAAGUUGCUGGAAAGAUUGAAGAGUUUGUCAGGAAAAUCCGUGAGGGAACGCCCCUCGCACAGGCGGAUGCCUUGAUUCGCAAUAAACACUAUUCGUCGGAACGCCUCAAGAUUGAACGACUGUCGGGCGGCCUGCUGCCGAUGGACCGAUGCUACAUCAAUCUGGCCAUUGUCGAGCGGCCUGGCGAUCAUGCAACUCGCGGAGGAAAAGGAGAUAUAGCACAACAGUCUUCCCCGUUUUCACGCUCCGCCCGAUUGAAGGUCGACGCACCAGACAAGAACAUCCAGGUUGAGUUGUCAGCACUCUUCGACCCACGCAGAAGAGGUGAUGUUGAGACGAAGCCUAGACGGAUCUUGAUUCGAGGACGCGCCGGGGUGGGAAAAACUACCCUGUGCAAGAAAAUUAUCCAUGAGUUUACCAAUGGCACAUGGAGCCAAUGGAGCAAGUUAUUCCACCGCGUGCUCUGGGUACCUUUACGGCAUCUAAAACUACACGAGAGACGUCAGGUGGCGGGAUACAACUUCUUUCAUCUACUCAGUCAUGAGUAUUUCUCUCUGCCGCAUGACAGACCGGACCUCGCUAAAGCGUUGUCAAAUGCAUUGGAGACGAGCAAGAGUAGCAGAACUCUGUUUCUCCUGGACGGUCUAGACGAAGUGGUCCAGGACUUGGACAGCUCAGGUGACAUGUCCCGCUUCCUCAAGGAGCUGUUAAGUCAGCCGAACGUCAUCAUCACGUCCCGACCAUCCGGCAAACUGCCAGCUGGCGUGCAUGCUAUCGACAUCGAACUGGAGACAAUUGGAUUCUACCCGGAUCAAGUCAAUGAGUAUCUUGCAAAGGCUUUCUCCGAACAGGCCCGCGAGAUUCAGUCGUUCCUUGAGGACCGUUUCCUGAUUCAGGAUCUUGUGCGGAUCCCAAUUCAAUUAGAUGCGCUCUGCUUUACCUGGAAAGCAGGCUUCCGUUUCGGCACGAAGUUUAACACUAUGACCGCUAUUUACCAAGCUAUUGAGAAUAGCUUGUGGAAGAAGGAUAUCUUACGAUUGGAAAAAAAACAUGACGGGGAGCUCCUGACCGAAGCCCUAGUCCUCGGUUUCGAUUCGUUCCAGGUCGAAGUUUUCGUCAAUGAUGAGAUCGAAUUUCUUGAACUACUUGCUUUUACUGGACUACACAACGAUGUCAUAGACUUCGAGUCUAGAAAUUGGAAAGUCAUAUCCAGUCAUCUCAAACAUCCCUUCGUACUCGAGAAAACGCUUCCACGCAUCUCUUUUCUCCGGACGUCAGAUCUCCCAUCAGAUCUCCCAUCAGAACACCGCAACCAAUCUUAUCACUUCUUGCACUUGACUUACCAAGAAUAUUUUGCUGCGCGGUAUUUCGCACGACAGUGGAAAGAGAAACAACCCCUCGAAUGUUUGCCACUUAGAGGUGGAAAAUCAACCAAGAGCAAGCCUGCCACUUUCCUUGAGAAGCACAAGUACGAUACUCGCUACGAUAUCUUCUGGCGCUUUGUCGCAGGAUUACUCGAUGCCGAUGACAUGGCGCUCGACUUCUUCCAGAUGAUUGAGAAGGAACCACGCGAUCUCCUAGGACCUACGCACCAACGCCUUGUCAUGCAUUGCCUGAGCGAAGUUGAGCGGAAGGAGUCGAAUUUCACGGGACUUCGAGCGAGGCUAGAAAACCAACUAGAACAGUGGCUACUGUUUGAAUCCAAUUUUACGGAGAAUUCCGAACUAGUCCGUGAAAUGGAGUGUCCGGGGCAGGUCUUGUCCAAUGUAUUAACGCAAGCAUCUGAAGGCGAAAGAACGGUUCUUCUCAAUUCACUAUCAAGACGAACAGCAGUGCCAUUCAAUGUUAUAAAAGUCGUAUCUCCCUGGCUGACCAACCGCACAUCUGCACGCCAAUGUGCUGCUAUCUUACAUAUGUUAGGAAACCAGCAUAAUAACUUACCGGACGAGAUCCACCAAAGCAUCGCAGCACGGCUCGAGCAUGAGGACGAGAGCGUCCGGUGGGCAGCAAUCAAGGCGCUUGGAGACCGCACCGACCUCCCCGACCAGGUGCUCCAAAGCAUCGCAGCACGGCUCGUGCAUGAGGACGGGGGCGUCCGGGGGGCAGCAAUCGUCGCGCUUCGAGGCCGCGCCAGUCUCCCUGACCAGGUGCUCCAAAGUAUCGCAGCACGGCUCGAGGAUAAGGACGUGGGCGUCCGGUGGGCAGUGAUCGACGCGCUUCGAGGCCGCACCGACCUCCCCGACCAGGUGAUCCAAAGCAUUGUAGCACGGCUCGUGCAUGAGGACGGGGGCGUCCGGGGGGCAGCAAUCGACGCGCUUCGAGGCCGCGCCGGUCUCCCCGACCAGGUGCUCCAAAGCAUCGCAGCACGGCUCGAGUAUAAGGACUGGCGCCUCCGGGAGGCAGCAAUCGAGGCGCUUGGAGGCCGCGCCGACCUCCCCGACCAGGUGCUCCAAAGCAUCGCAGCACGGCUCGAGGAUAAGGACAGGGACGUCCGGCGGGCAGCAAUCGAGGCGCUUCUAUAUCAAUCAGCAUUAUCGUUAGAUGUCCUCAUCCCAUUUAUACGAUCCUUUUACGACGCUUUACUCCAGAAGAGCUUUAGGGAGCAUUUAUACUGGUACGCUUCGGAAAGAAGUUUUAUAGCGACUAAUCUUCGAUAUAUCUCCUUAACUAGCGUGCAACAUAACGUCAAGGAGGUGGUGAGGAAGCUACUGUUAGAGAAGGGCGCUGCUAAUUUUCUUAUAUCUUUAUUCAUAGCGUGCCACUUGAAUGGCCCGGGAGGACGUGUAAAUAUAUAUUUGUUUGUGAGUUCUAGCAUCUUCGAGAUAUUUAUUUCUCACAAAAUAAUAACUCACUUACUACUAACCCCAUUCUACAUUGAGCGUCAACUCUCGUCACGUUAUCAUCAUGCGAAGAGAACUAUUGUGUCGCCUUUGGAGGGCUCCUCCGGACUGGCUAAUUAUAUCACACUCUUACCGCUCCGCCGCAUGCUGAUAAGAACUCACGACCCCACAGUCGAUCAUGAUCUAUACGUGGACCCACUGUCACGGCGGUUGGCUUGCGUCGCAUCAGACGACAACACCAUCAAGAUCUGGGAUGCGGCAACGGGAUCAUGUACGCAGACGCUUGAGGGACAUCGCCAUUCCGUCUGGUCGGUAGCGUCUUCCCUCAACUCAAAGGUCAUUGCAUCCAAGUCAGAUGAUGCCAACCCCCCACAUUAUUAA